Molecule: messenger RNA, 366 nt
Organism: Didymodactylos carnosus
Lineage: Eukaryota; Metazoa; Rotifera; Eurotatoria; Philodinida; Philodinidae
Source: the annotation of a GenBank genome assembly
AUGCCAUUCGAGAAGCUACAGUCGGGUCCGAGACAAACGUCAACAGCUCAAACGAAGCGCAAACGUGCUGAUCACAAGCUCGAAGAAAAAGAAGAUAUGCUCGCGAUGUCCGACGACGCUGUGCUGGCUGUUAUGAGGAAAUUAGAAAACAAGAAUCAAGAGAAGCAAGCGCGAUGGCGAUUUGGAAUACCUGCUCCUACGAUUCGGAAACAUAAAUUGUACAAUUCUGCCAUUGGUGCUGGACGAGAAACAGCGUUAGCCCAUGAAUACGAAGAUACCAAAGUCAAAAUUCUAGUAGCUUACGACGAAUGGGGCUAUCCAAGAUCAUGUCGUGAGACAUUGGAUUUAGUAAAACAAUUUGUAUAA